AUGAAUGAAUGAAUUAUGAUGAACUCGAUCGGCAGCAAGGGGGAACCCCCACGAAUCCACGAGUCACAUCCACGCAAACGCGGCACAACACGCAGCGGCCAACGCGACGCAUCCAUCCAAAUCCAACCCAACUACUCCCGUUGCCCAAUUCAGUGGUUCCACGUUUUGUAUCUGAGCUGACAGCAACCUGACGCUGAGGCUGCCUGAGCUGAGCAUCAUCAGCGGCCAUGCAGCUCGCGGAGGCCGCCCAGGACGAGGCCGCUUUCUCCAUGCGCGUGCUCCGCCAUCUCGCCUCCCGCGACGACGGCUCCCCCCGCGCCAACCUGGCCGUCUCCCCGCUGUCCCUCCACGCGGCGCUGGCGCUGCUCGCCGCGGGCGCGCGGGGCGGCACGCUAGACGAGAUCGCAAGCUUCCUCGGCCCCGCCGGCGGCAGCGCCCACGCCGCGCUCGCGUCCUACGUUGCGCUGCGCGUCUUCGCUGACGGCGACGGCGAAGGCGAAGGUGAGGGUGGGACCACGGUGCGGUUCGCCAACGGUGUCUGGGUCGCCGCCGAUCUGCAGCUCAAAGCUUCGUUCGCCCGCGUCGCCGCCAAGCACUACCGCGCAGAGGCGCGCCAGGCGUUCUUCAAAACCAUGCCAGAGGAGGCAAGGAGCCAGAUCAACGAGUGGGUUGCCAGCGCGACGGCCGGCCGGAUCAAGGACCUUCUUCCCACGGGCUGCCUCCACCGCGGGACGCCGGCGGUGCUGGCCAACGCACUCUACUUCAAGGGCGCGUGGGAGCGCAAGUUCGACGCCUGCCUGACGCGGGACGAGGCCUUUUUCCUGCACGACGGUGGCGUCGUCCGCGUGCCGUUCAUGUCGAGCACCAGCAAGCAGUGCAUCGCCUGCCGGCCCGGCUACAAGGUGUUGAGGCUUCGCUACGCGCAACACGGCGGCGGCGAGCAGCGGCUGUUGUCGAUGUACAUCUACCUCCCGGACGCGCACGACGGCCUGCCAGCGCUGCUGCACAAGCUGAGCGCGGACCCGGCGGCGCCGCUCGAGAGCUCCAGAACUCUGACGAGCGAGGUCCCCGUGCGCGCGUUCCGGGUUCCCAGGUUCACCGUGGCGUACAGGACGAACGCGAGGGAGAUGCUGCUGGACCUGGGGCUGCUCCUGCCCUUCGAUCGCGUCGCCGCGGACUUUGGCGACAUGGGGGAGGAGGCAGGGGCGCCGGAGCCGCUCGUCGUGUCCGAUGUCUACCAUGAGUCCUUCGUGGAGGUGAACGAGGAAGGGACCAAGGCAGCCUCCGCGACCGCUGUCGCCAUGGGCUUCGGGUGCGCACACGUGGAGGCGCCGGUGGACUUCGUCGCUGACCACCCGUUCGUGUUCUUGAUCAAGGAGGAGCUCAGCGGCGUGGUGGUUUUUGCUGGACAAGUGAUCGACCCGUCGAUUUCUCAGUGAUUUAGACGAGUGAUGCUUUUCAGGCUCUUUUUUUGAAUUGCUUUUCAGGUUAUUUGAGUGAAUAUAAUAUUGUCGAGGGUACCAGUAAGAA
Molecule: messenger RNA, 1530 nt
Organism: Sorghum bicolor (sorghum)
Lineage: Eukaryota; Viridiplantae; Streptophyta; Magnoliopsida; Poales; Poaceae
Product: serpin-Z1
Exons: 2
Coding region: 228-1439 (403 amino acids)
Molecular function (GO): serine-type endopeptidase inhibitor activity
Source: RefSeq, a predicted model, not a curated record